CCAAAAUCUUGUGGACUGCUCUGAUGUACCAUCUGACAUGCUACAAAGGGCACAAGGGUGCACUUCAGACCAGACUUGAACCCUUUCUGAAGUCUUCUAAGACCGGGCAACUUGGUGGAGGUGUCACCUGAGAAGCGACGCUGAGGGGGGGGGGGGAGACGUGGCGCAGUGUGCGCAUGUUCGUCAGAGGCGGAACUGCUGAGUGCAGCAGGGAGUGUGUCCUGCUCAGUUCAUCUGUCAAGACAUGGACCAUCGUUGUUAGCUGCGGCGUGUGUGUCUCCGUCGGACCGAUGCGUUUCAUGCUGCUGUUCAGCCGGCAGGGGAAGCUGCGCCUGCAGAAGUGGUACACAGCCACAGCUGAGCGUGACAAGAAGAAGAUGGUCAGAGAACUGAUGCAGAUAGUACUGGCCCGCAAACCAAAGAUGUGUAGCUUCCUAGAAUGGAGGGACCUCAAGAUUGUCUAUAAAAGGUACGCCAGCUUGUAUUUCUGUUGUGCAAUUGAAGAGCAGGACAAUGAGCUGAUCACACUGGAAGUUAUUCACCGCUUCGUGGAGCUGCUUGAUAAAUACUUUGGCAGUGUGUGUGAGCUGGACAUCAUCUUUAACUUUGAGAAGGCUUACUUCAUUCUGGAUGAGUUCCUAAUGGGAGGAGAGAUCCAGGACACGUCUAAGAAGAGCGUCCUCAAAGCCAUCGAACAAGCGGACCUGCUGCAGGAGGAGGAUGAGUCUCCCAGGAGUGUGUUGGAGGAAAUGGGCUUGGCAUAAUACACACCAUUGUUGUGAGAGACUAUAGAUACUAAGGUAGAGAGCUGGAUGUUAGGGGAUGCGACAGCAUCUGGGAUUGGACUGACUAACUGGCUCUGUGUAUCUGUGGCUAUGGGGACUGAUGUACAAUGUUGAACCAGGGAAGAGAUUCAGUUAAGUGUGGAAGACCCUUACAUUGCAUUGACAGGCCCUAAAGCUCUGUGUGUGUGUGCGUGUGUGUGUGUGUCUGUGUGUGAUGUAAGUGUAGGGUGGAGGUAAUGAGUUACACCUAAACUAAUAUGUGGCUGUUGGGGGGGUGUUUUUAUUACAAAUGAGGGAAAUGGAGUCUGUCUUUGCUGUAAGUAAGUAAAGAUGAGAAGCCACAGUGGAAACUGAUGUUUGAGUCGCUAUGAAGCAGGUUUGCAGUUUGACUAAAGAGAAGCAGGUUCGAACUGUCACAUCUGGUCGAGAAUAAUCGUGAGUUACCGAUUGUGGACUGGUCCUUUGAGUUGUGAGACAGAAAAAGUGGGCAUCACUAAAGUGGUGAGUUUGAUGUUGCUCUACGUGUUUUCUAUUUUCAACAAUUCUCAUGAAAGAUCAAAACCAGCAGUGAGUUUGUGCAGUCCUCAACACUUCCACUUCCCUCCUCUGUCUGUGGCUCUCAGCCACAAAUCCACGGAUUCCUACGUAGGAGGACAAUUUUAAAUAACAGCUCAUAGAUAUAUUUUUCCAAAAGGUUCAGUAAUUUCCAUAAAUGCUACAGGUGGAUGCUGUAGUUUUAACAAUUAUUCCUAAAAUAGUCCAUUUUUGGGCACUACUGUAUUUCCAGUGACUGAUUAAUUCAUAUUUGUGGCAACGGGACGGUGUGUGUCAGACCAUGUGAAAGUAAACUACAGUGUAUUUUGUCCAUGAUGGAGGCAAGGCAGCAGUGUGGGUCAUGUGUGGUUCUUGGAGCUCUGUGUCUCUGAAGAAAUGAGCUAUAUCACACAAGUGAACACGAACUGUUUACUAUCACUUCAUUAUCAGUUUUGACCUGCACAUGAGACUUGUUGACACUAAGAAAAAUGUAGAAUAUCCCCAGAUGUUUCAAGUAAAAUUCUGUCACUACA
Messenger RNA from Paralichthys olivaceus (Japanese flounder), 1852 nucleotides. RefSeq names its product adaptor related protein complex 1 subunit sigma 1 (gene ap1s1). Gene Ontology annotation, molecular function: clathrin-cargo adaptor activity. Gene Ontology annotation, biological process: intracellular protein transport; vesicle-mediated transport. Gene Ontology annotation, cellular component: AP-1 adaptor complex; membrane coat; intracellular membrane-bounded organelle. The record is from RefSeq and is a predicted model, not a curated record. NCBI's taxonomy places the organism in Eukaryota, Metazoa, Chordata, Actinopteri, Pleuronectiformes, Paralichthyidae.